Messenger RNA from Sordaria macrospora k-hell, 1140 nucleotides. RefSeq lists its product as uncharacterized. The record is from RefSeq and is a predicted model, not a curated record. Lineage: Eukaryota; Fungi; Ascomycota; Sordariomycetes; Sordariales; Sordariaceae.
AUGGAUCAACACAUUUCCACUCUCACUACCAAAGUGACGCAAGCCAACAUAACAAUACGGCCACAUAACGGGAAGCGCUCAAGGAAGAUACCGAUACCUGAUAAGGAGUUCAUUUUCGCCAUGAGGCGUCUCAAAAGUAACGACGAGUACCCCACCGUUUGGGAAGAGGAAGGUGAAGAAAUGCAUGAUAGCGGUUGCGACAUUUCAGACAAGCCCCAGUCCCUUCUGACUGAGGGACCACGGAAGCAAAGAAAAAAUUCUAUUGCCCAUAAGCUUGGACCUACCCUUCCAAGUGGCCAGAUCAAGACGAGAGAGAGAGACGCUUGUGCUACCACCGCAGCCAUUAUCAACAAGCAUGGAGAGCCGGAAGCCAAAAAGACACUGAGGCAGAAUGCAUCGACUGCCAUCGCUCCAGUGCAUGUCAUGGCGAUUAUCACCAAAUCCAACCCGACAAAGCCCAUAUUGAAUAGGAAGGUCAACACUUAUGGACAGUCAGACUUGAAAAGUCGACUUUUGUCGGAACAAAUCAGGUUCAUCGACCGCAAGAUGGGUUGGACAGGUCCGUUCACAUCACAUAAUCGGAAAACUUCAUUGAGCUGGCACUGGCCAUCUUCCGCUCUCCAGAUCAAGGCAAAAACAUCUCUGCAAGACGUGCUGCAGAAUGACCAGAACAAAAGAGCAGCCUCAUCUUCACCAUCCACAGAUUCCAAGAAGAAGGAGACCGAAUACGUACCUGCCGAUGACUCGGACAACAAAUGGUUCAACCUUCCCGGUCAAAUCUGGAAUACCACCACCAUAUUCCUCACCAACACCGUCGAGAAGCACCUCCCUUUCUACGCGUCCCCCAAGGAGAAACAGUGGCAGGAAGCAACGCGAAUGUGGAAAGAGGAGGAUACCAACAAACGCACGACCGCCCCCAGCGUAACCAGAACUGAACAGGAACGCCGAGAAGCCCCACUAUCACAUCUCUCACAACACCACACCUUGGCUGCGCAACGAGUGAUACACCCAGAAGGAAGUUUCGGCGAGGGAGAAAAGCUAAGGGUAGAAGGGAAGCCAACUCCUUGCUCCUGGCGGAACAUGCCUUACGCAAAGGCUCUUGGUUGGUUAUAUGCUCCGUAUACCACUCCCUGGCGCUAA